Messenger RNA from Liolophura sinensis, 3517 nucleotides. RefSeq lists its product as uncharacterized. The record is from RefSeq and is a predicted model, not a curated record. Bases 1 to 1509 code for a protein of 502 amino acids. The transcript has 3 exons. NCBI's taxonomy places the organism in Eukaryota, Metazoa, Mollusca, Polyplacophora, Chitonida, Chitonidae.
AUGGCCUUAGAAAAAGUGCACCUAGGUGUUAUUCUGGGUGUGUCGGGCACAGCCGUGUUACUUCUCAUUGGACUGGUCAUUGUAUGCUGUUACUCUAGAAGAAGGCGAAAAGCUACAUUGAAGGCAAAAGAUCCAGAGAAUCAGAAGAUUCAAAAUGCUGAAAAAGACAAGAUUGAUGGAACUGUGGUCGAAGGUGGAGUAGAUAACCCUGUGAAAGGGGAGAUAACUGAAAUGUCCAAAUCAGUUGUAACUUCUAAAGAGCACAGUGAGGUCGGCACCAUGGUAAUCGUAGAGGACAGUGAAAACAUCGAUGAUUUGUAUGCUAAGGUGAACAAAACGAAGAAGCCUCAACACAGUGGUGAUGGACAGGAGAAAGAUACGGUGAACACCGAUACCCUGAAGAGCUCCGCACAUAAUGAGAGUGUGGGACAGGUUUCCGAUCAAACGGACGUGUCUAGGAACUCACCCGAUGGCGCCCCGGAUCCUUCGCUGAAGCGCUUAGAUGAAGAGCCUCACGUGAUGGUGGAAACACGCAAAAGCAGCCACGGCGAACAGCGUCAUGUAAGCAGCACCAGCACCGACGUGGUGUCAGUGGACGAGGACAUAACAAAGUUACAAGCAAAUGGACAAUAUUUAAAAGUCAACCACGAAAUUUCGUUUUCGUCCGAAGACGAACGGUCUUCCAACGUUUCCAAACCUUCUGUCGCGUUUGGGGAAACCCGCUUCAGCGAUGACUAUGACCGCCUUAGAUUCCAGACAACAAAAACAGCAACGUCACGUCCUCGCGCCGUGGAGCGAGAAUACGUAUAUGACAAGAACUUCUACAGCUCUGUCAAUCGCCACGAUACGUUCAUCAUACCACCAGAUUCGUCUGGCAUGGCUCGCGUCUUCGUCAAUUCUGACACGUCUACUGUGAGGCGUUUUGAGACAACCCAACAAAAUGCCCCUCAACGCUCCCGGGUCGUCGGUGAUCACGACGAGGUGUUCCUUGACCAGAGUUUCGACACUCUCACGGGAAUUUCAGGGCAUAAGACAAUGCCCCUAAAAUCCGCAAGGCAUGGAGACGUGACCAACCAAAUAGAGUGGACGAGGAAAGUUCACCAACAGCAACGCCACCACCCAACGCAUGAUCACAUGGGAAGAAGGUACAGGGUAGAUCUACGAGACAAUGUAUCCUCACAUACUGAUGGCGGUUACACUCUGUCAGAGUAUGUGAUUCCUCCCCCACGAUAUCGCUACACUUCCAUGUCCACCUUGGAAUCUGUGGGACGGGACAGAUCCCACUCCAUGGAUGAGCCCAUAUACUACAUCCCGUCACGUCGCAGUAGCAUGGCCAGUGGUGCUUACUCUGUUGUGGCGAGUACGUACUACCCCCGACGUCAUGUCCACAGACGCUACGUAACCCAAGGGAAAACCAAGAUACAUAAACCUCUAUCCAGGAUGGACUUGCAUCGGUUGAAGUAUAGGUCUUACAAAGGGAGUUUACCACCGUUCAAUGUCCCUUUGUAGGCUGAUGACAAUUGACCCCCGAAAACGCCAAACAUGCGUCCAGUGUUCCAAAAUCUAGCUUAUACACCUUGCAUGGAUUUAAUAAUUUCAUAUGAAGAGUUUUAAUAUUGACACUGAGAAGCUGAAUGCUUAGCGCCAUUUGAUAUGUUCAACGUCUUUCAACGUCUGUUCAUUUUCGAAACUUACGUUCUUAUCGCGGAAAGUAAAAAGGCCUGCUGGUUUGAGAUAAUGUGAGGCUCAGACCUCUGGUGAGGGAUGCAAAACAUGUGACAGUACAUGUCCUCUACCUAGUAUCAUUAUAACAAUACCACCUACGAUUAACCACCUUCACUGUUAUUGAAAUACCUGGUAAUGUCAUUCAAGAAGGUACAUGCUGCGGCCGUUCCAUCAGUUACAAGAUUUGAAUCCCUUUUUUCAAGGCUGGCGACCCCCGUUUGUAGUCUUGUAGUCUUGAAGUAAAUGCUAUUCACAAUGGACACAACAUUUACUCUCCGCAAUGCUGCCCCAGGCAAACAUAUGGAAAUUAAUAUCCGAGAAAAAUCCUCAUCGGCACAUUCUUACAUUUGUAAAGAGGGUAUUUUUCAGGGUAGAGUAUUCAAGAAUACUCACUUGUCAAUUUGUUUGAUCUAAUCGUACUACUUGGUCAGAUUUAUCAGAUCCUUUUUCUGUCGAUUAAGAUUUAACACGGAAAUCCAGAAAGUAAUUUUUUCCCAUUGUUGUUGUUGUCAUUCUUGUUGAACUUGUUCUUUUGAACAGGACAUACUCAUUUUUGGCCAGAUUUAAAAUUUAAAGUGCCAGAAGCUUGCUGAACAUAGCUACUGUUAUGAUAUGUAUCAAAACUAUAUAUUAUGCAUGCAGUGAAACCAUAUUAUAUUAUGCAGUAGAAUAUUUUAUUAUUGACAGAAUAAAAGUAUGGGCGGGUUCCGAGAAGGUUCCAGAAACCAAGCCUAGUUAAAAAUAAAAAUUUAAAAGAGAACUGAACAUUUUAAUUAUACGCAGACACUGUCAUAACCAAGCAUUUCAUGAGAGUAGUUUUUAUAUAAGAACCUGAUCCGAGAGUUUAAGGGAAAGGCACCAAAAUACAAAUAUGGUAUCAUCCAAUUCGAAAAAAAAAACGUUAGUAAAUCUUUUUUCAAACUUUUUUCGGUGCAAAUUAAUAGCAAAUAAGACAUGACACUUUAAGAUGGACAGUUGUGAUCAAUUUUUUUUAUUUGAGCGUCGGUGACGUUACGCCACUUGUAAGCAUCGAAGUGACAAUAAUGACACCAUGUAUUUGCGUACCCUAUCACUGAGUAACCAUGUAACGAAAUUAUCCUGACGUUUCGCCCAAUAUGGGGAUUACUGUCACCAUAUAUUUGCGUAUCCUAUCACUGAGUAAAUAUUUAACUAAUAAAAUAUGUAUGUUGAAUAUGCAUAUACAGUCAUUUUAAGUUUAUAUAAUGGCUGGUCACUGAAGCUCGCGUACAUACAUAUAUAUAUAUCGUAUAUCGUCCUUAAAAUGCAUGACUUAUUUUAUUUUCUCUUUUUUUUAAUAAAGAAAAAUGUUCCAAAAUAAUGAAAAAUCUUUCGAAUCGGAAUCCUGCCAUCUUUCAGGUGAUUUCAGCGUCCAGUUUCGCUGCCAUUUGCGUUCAAUAUUUACAUGGACAAGACAAAUGAUGAAGACAAACGCAUAUUUCCACAUAUUAUAUCUAUUUAUGGAUAAUCUUACUGUUAACUAUGUAUAUAUUACCGUUAGUUUCUUGUUUAACAUAUAGGUGCCUUAGGUUGAUCAUCAACAAGAUAACAGAAUUACAACGUAUCCGUUUUUUUCUGACCUUGGUUUUCUUCACAAAGAGAUAAAAUGCAUCCCACCUACAGUUUUCUUAGUUUAUUUCUCACAAGUGCUAUACUACUGGGAAUUAUAUCUAAAGUAUGACCGAAAUUAAAUUAUAUCAUGACAUAAAGAACACCAGGGAGUGCUAUAUUUUGUCACAGUUGGUACAAAUCUUUUAUAAGUAAUAAAUUUCAU